Brassica napus (rape) is the source of this 840-nucleotide messenger RNA. RefSeq lists its product as uncharacterized. Lineage: Eukaryota; Viridiplantae; Streptophyta; Magnoliopsida; Brassicales; Brassicaceae. The transcript is spliced from 4 exons. The record is from RefSeq and is a predicted model, not a curated record. Bases 1 to 840 code for a protein of 279 amino acids.
AUGUCCACUGCUGCUUUUUCCAUAUCAGUACUCAAUGGUGAACUAGAGGGAUUCUUCCCUAGUGCGAGGGGUCUGAGACAAGGCUGCACCCUAUCUCCGUAUCUAUUUGUUAUCGCCAUUAAUGUACUCUCUCUGGCGCUAAACAAAUCUUCUGCAGCAGGUAAUAUCGGUUACCACCCAACUUGCGCUCAAAUCAAUCUUAUUCAGUUGAGCUUCGCAGACAAUAUCAUGGUAUUCACUGAUGGUGAGCCUAGCUCCUUACAAGGCAUAUUCUCUGUCCUAAACGAGUUUGAGAGCUGGUCAGGUCUUGCUAUAAGCCCAGCCAAGUCGGCCAUUUACAUGGGAGGAACAGUUCACCAAUGCUUCCUUGAUGAGGUGAGCCGACUAAACCUCCCAAUUGAUACUCUUCCGAUACGGUUACCGAAGCGUUGUCUUGAAACGAUCGAGAGCAUGUGUAGUGCUUUUCUCUGGUCUGGCACGCCAAACUCUAGCGGGGAAGCCAAAGUGGCAUGGGACGAAGUCUGUAUGCCUAAGGAAGAGCCGGGUUUGGGAAUUCGACGGCUGGUUGAUUCAUCUAAAGACACUCAAGCAGGCUGUUGGAUAUGGCGUAAACUUUUUAAACUCCGCCAUCAAGCAGCUAUGUUCCUCAAGUUUGAAAUUGGUAACGGAAAGGAUACUCUAUAUGCCACAGUCGCCGACGUGGCCUCGUCUGGGCAAUGGAACAUCAGAAGAUGUCGCAGCUAUCACCUACGGGCGAUGAUAGCUGCCAUCAACUCUGUCCCACCCCAGGUAGGGGGCGCAGGCGGUGAUCGUGUGCUUUGGAAACAUGGAGAGGAUUGA